This is a messenger RNA of Sordaria macrospora k-hell, 5922 nucleotides long. RefSeq lists its product as uncharacterized. The record is from RefSeq and is a predicted model, not a curated record. Gene Ontology annotation, molecular function: oxidoreductase activity; fatty acid synthase activity; phosphopantetheine binding. Gene Ontology annotation, biological process: fatty acid biosynthetic process; secondary metabolite biosynthetic process. NCBI's taxonomy places the organism in Eukaryota, Fungi, Ascomycota, Sordariomycetes, Sordariales, Sordariaceae.
AUGGAAGUCAACGUUACUGAGCCCAUCGCCGUUAUUGGCUUUGACCUCAAGUUCCCCGGAGAUGCCAACACGCCCGAGAAAUUCUACGACUUUCUUCUCUCUGGUCGUUCAGCCCUCAGUGAGGUACCCAAAGACCGAUACAACAUCGAUGCUUUCUACCUUCCUGAUCCCCAAAGAUCGGGUACGAUCAACGUCCGGCAUGCGCACUUCUUGAAGGAUGACAUUGCUACCUUUGACACGCCAUUCUUUACCAUUACAGAGGCCGAGGCCAUCUGCAUGGGUCCCCAGCAACGCGGACUUCUUGAGACCGUCUAUCGCGCUCUCGAAAACGCGUCUCUCGGAUGCUAUCCGCGAUGGCGAUACCAUCCGGGCGGUCAUCCGGAACACAUGCACCAACCAACGAGGGAGGCCCAGGCCAACCUGGUCAAGCAGUCGUAUGAGGCUUUGGGGCUUGACCGUGGCCUCGCGAGGUAUUUCGAGGCGUAUUGUACUGGCACGCCGGUUGGCAACCCCAUCGAAGCCAGUGCCAUCAGUGACGCCUUCUCAGAGUUCCGGACGCCCAAGGAUCCAUUGUACAUCGGGGCUGUCAAGAGCAGUAUUGGCCACUUAGAAGGAGCCGCCGGCAUUGCCGGCCUCUUGAAGACUGUUAUGGUGCUGGAACGCGGCAUCAUCCCGCCCAAUAUGUGGUUCGAAAAGAAGAAUCCAAGGAUCCUGGAUGAGUGGAACUUCAAGUUUCCCCCGUCAAGCACAGUGUGGCCCACUGAAGUUAUCCGGCGUGCUUCUAUCAACUCCUUUGACUACGGUGGUAGCAACUCAACCGUCAUCGUGGACGAUGCGCUGCACUUCUUGGCCUCAAACGGCCUAAAGGGUCACCAUAGAACCAUCUUGCACCCAAAGCUUCCAUCGUUCACUAUUACCGACAGCGAAGGGGAGCAUUUGAGCAAUUCUCUGGAUGGGGGAGAUGUUAUGGACUGUGAGAUAAAUGGUGAUCAGCAGACGAAACAUCCGAAGGGGGAUCUCGGCGGUGAAAAACAACCGAGUGCCGUCAACAGCCACACCAACGGCCACACCAAAGGAACGAGAAACGGGGCCGAAGAUAGUGUUACCGAUGGCGUAAAGAAUGGUUUUGUCAACGGAACAAAUCAAGAACAUUCCAAACCUACCUCGACGCAAAAUGGCCGUGCAAAGCAUGCAGACCUGGACCGCCAUCAUCUCGGAAAAGACCGCCUCUUCAUUCUCUCCGCCUUUGACAAAGGCGGCAUCCAACGAUUAGCGACCGCCUACCGAGAGCAUCUACUCAACAAGGUCUUGUCUUUCUCGUCCACCACCGGAUCAGCGUCAUCGCAUGAGUCAGAGUCAGAGUCAUAUCUGAGCGACUUGAGGUACACCCUGGCCUUCAAGCGGACCCAUUUCAGCUGGUCUUCAUGGGCGGUAGCCGAUUCGAUGACCUCGCUCGCUCGCGGUCUGGAGACGGCCCAGCUCAACAAGGCCACUCGCGCCCCUAACACAGGCAGCGGCAACAGCAAGCCGCAACUUGCCCUGGUGUUCGCGGGAAAAGGGGCACAAUGGGCCGGUAUGGGUAGAGAGUUGCUGGCGGUGUACAAGCCGUAUCGUCCGAGUAUCUCCAAGGCCGACGACCAGCCCAUCUGCACGGCGCUCCAGGUGGCUCUCGUCGACCUUCUGGCGAGCUGGGGCGUGUUCCCGCAAACCGUCGUUGGGCAUUCGUCGGGGGAGAUUGCUGCGGCGUAUGCAGCCGGCACGAUAUCCAGAGAGUUAGCAUGGAAUCUGUCCUACUACCGGGGUACUCUCUCCUCUGAGCUUGCACGCGGUUAUAAUAAAGGCGGCAAUGGUGGUGGCAUGAUCUCGGUCCCACUGGACAAGGCGACGGCAGAGUCUUAUAUAUCGCGCGUUGAUGCCGCCUUUCCGGAUGAUGGUGCUGCUGGUAGUCUUGCCGUGGCAUACAUCAACAGUCCGAAGAACGUUACCGUCAGCGGCGCCGUCUCCAAAAUUGAGUACCUCAAGCAAGAGCUGCUCGACAAGGACAACAUUUUUGCGCGCAAGCUCGCGGUCGGCAAUGCGUACCACUCGACUUAUAUGAAGCCGAUCGCGGACCGAUACCUACAGCUGAUAGCUGCCUCUCUUGUCUCUGGAGAACAGGGACAGAAACAGGAACAGCAGAAGAAGGUCUCCUCCACCCCUCGGUGUUACUCUUCGCUUACCGGGGCGGAGGCGAAGCUGUCAGAGUUUUGUGAGCCGGCCUAUUGGGUCCAGAAUCUCAUCUCGCCCGUGAGAGCCUAUUACCGAGCUUCUGGAGGUUGGACCUCACGGUGCCCUAAGGGGACCGAUCCGAGACAUCCUGGAGCCGAUAAGGUGGUUGCGUACCAAUCCUUGCUGAUGCGCAAGUCAAGCUCAACCAAGGUAGCCCUCAAUGCGGUGGGCUGGCUCUUCUCGCGCGGUUACAAGCUCGACAUGUCCGCAGUUAACCCGCCGCCGUUGAAUGAAAAACCAUCCUCCUUGCUGGUAGAUCUCCCCAGCUAUCCGUUUGAUCAUUCCAAGUCGUACUGGUGCGAGAGCCGAAUCAGCAGGGGAUAUCGGUUCCGUAAGGUCGUCCGCCACGAGCUCCUGGGCGCACCAGUCCCCGACUGGAACAAGAACAAUGCACUCUGGCGGAACUGGAUACGGCUGAGCGAGAACCCAUGGAUCCGGGACCACUGGAUCACGGGAAGUACACUCUACCCAGCACCCGGAAUGUUUGUCAUAGCCAUUGAGGCCAGCAGACAGAUGGCGAACCCGGACAAGGGCCCGAUCAAAGCAUUUCGGUUCCGCGAGUGCGCAGAAUACGUUACCUCGGCCGAGAGGAGGUGUUGCAAGCCGGUGUCGACACACCAUCUCUAUGAGCUUCUUCAGACAGUCGGAUUCGACUUUGGCUCCACAUUCCAAACCCUUUCUGACGUGCGCGUUAACCCCGACGGCGACCGCAACAUGAUCGCCACCAUUACGUCCAAAGUCCCCGAGAUCAAGAGCAAGAUGCCUCAGGGGUUCGUCCAGGAGCAUCUUGUUCAUCCCACUACGCUUGACGGUGUUCUUCAGGCCCUCACUGUCGCCCUGACGCGCAGUGGUCGUGAGGGCUUCGGCAGGCAGAAGCGUCCAUCAUCGCCGUCUACCCAAAAGACUCUCGCCCCCCUCAUCAAAGCGGACGGCAGUCCCGAUGCCAAGCUGGUGGUCGCCGUGGGCAAAGCUCUACCAAGCAUUCUAUCCGGAGAAGUCGACCCUCUUCAGAUUCUCUUCAGCGAGGACAAGCUGUGCGAAAAUCUAUAUCGGUAUGGAACCGGCGCCGAGAUCAUCCACGCCCAGCUCUCCGGGUUCGUCGAAGCCAUGGCCCACAAGAAUCCGACGAUGAAGAUUCUCGAGAUCGGGGCGGGUACAGGAGGCGCGACCGUGCCCGUCAUCAAUACGUUGACCCACCAUGGAGACAAUGAGUUCGGCGCGAGGUUCGAGCGAUAUGAUUACACCGACAUAUCUCCAAGCUUCUUCGAGCAUGCCAAGAAGACGUUCGAAUGCGCUGCCGAUCGCAUGCAGUUCAAAGUGUUGAACAUCGAAAACAACCCUAAGCAGCAGGGUUUCGAGGAGGGCAAGUACGACCUAGUCAUCGCCGCGAAUGUCAUCCACGCCACGAAGAACAUCGAGGCAACCCUCAAGAAUGUUCGCAAACUGCUGAAGCCUGGUGGCAAGUUUGCACUCUACGAGGUGACCAACUUGAACAUGAUCUACAUUCGCUUUGCAUUCGAUCUCGCCUUUGACGACUUUUCGGGAUCGGAGAACCAAAUCAACACUAUCAUGAUCUCGACCGCAAUGACGCCAACAGCAGCGCGACAAUCCCUGCUGACGCCGCCCCCGCCCACUGUCAUUGUGGCAGACCAGAGCUCCGAAUUUCAGAACGAGGCCGCAAAGAGAAUUGAGGCUUCAGUGAAAGGCAAGGGUAAAACUUGCCGUGGAGUGGGAGUGAUCAGUGUAGAAGAUCUGCUGUCCGCGAACCUUGACAAGAAGAUAUGUAUCUUCCUCCCUGAGAUCGAGGCCUCGUUUUUGAAGAACAUGACUGCCGACAGGCUGAGCGUCAUCAAGAAGAUGACGGCAUCCCUCUCCGGAAUUUUGUGGCUUAUCAACGGAGGCAGCAAGGCUGCAAAGAGGCCAGAAAUGGAGAUGAUCAGAGGCCUGUCCCGCACCAUCAGAGCCGAGAACCCAGCCAUCAACUUUGUCACCCUCACCUUUGAGGAUGAUGUUGAUGGUAAUAUCGAAGCUCAUCGCGGGGCGGAGGUGUGUGCGACGGUUGGAUCACUCAAGAAGCGGGAUCUCCUCAAGGCUCGUUAUGAGAUCCCUGAGGAACAUAUCCUAUGCAGCCGAGAUUUAUCGUUCAAGGACGGAAUCAUGAGACUGGCCAAAGGCCGUGGAGUGGAUGUGGUCGUCAAUGCUUUGUCGAGUGACGCUCUCCGAGCAACGUGGGACUGCGUUGCAGCUUUUGGACGGUUCGUCGAGGUUGGCAAAGUCGACAUCUACUCCUUAGCCCGGCUAAACAUGGACAAAUUCAAGUACAUCUCAUUUGGGUGUGUUGAUAUCCUCCACAUGGCGAAAAAUAACGGGCUCCGUUUUAACGCCAUCUUGGAGGAUUGCAUGCGUCUUGUUCGCGACGGUACAAUCCGGCAGCUUCACCCGGUGCAAGUCUACCCUUUCGGGCAGAUCCAAGACGCUUUCAAAUACAUGCAGAGCGGAGCACACUCGGGCAAGAUCGUGCUGCAGCCCCAUGAGGAUGACAUUGUCCCUGUCGUCCCCAGCCGAAAGCCCAAGUAUAGCUUUGACCCAUCAGCUUCCUACGCGAUCUCGGGAGGCCUCGGAGUCCGAGAGUCGGGCCAGGCUCUCGUAGCGGAACUGGAAUCGGUCGGCGUCCACGUAGAAACACCUGCUUGUGAUGUUUCGGAUGCGCAAUCGCUUAAAAAGACCUUGGAUGGCUGUCUGACAAGGAUUCCUCCCAUCAGGGGUUGCAUCCAAGGCUCAAUGGUGCUCAAGGACACAAUGUUCGAGAACAUGAGCAUCGAUGACUGGCACACAGCCAUCAAGCCCAAGGUUGGCGCGUCGUGGAAUCUCCACGUAGCGCACCUCGAUAAAGAGCUAGACUUCUUCAUCCUCCUCUCGUCGACAUCAGGGAUCGUUGGCAGCCGGGGCCAGUCCAACUACUGCGCCGGGAACACAUACCAGGAUGCUCUGGCGCGGUACAGGGUAUCCCACGGACUGCCAGCCACAUCUCUGGACCUGGGCAUGAUCCUCUCGGUUGGAUUCGUGGUGGAGAACACUGAACUCAUUGGCCAUAUGAGGGGCGAAGGGUUUGGCGCCAUGCGUGAGGAAGAGUUCCAUGCGCUGCUUGAUGCAUUAUGCGGUCCGGGUCCGGGAUCGAGCGCACCGUCGUCGCUUCUGAAAUCACAGAUCUGUCUUGGGCUGGAGCUUCCCGAGGCAAUGGCCCAGCGAGGUUUCGAAGCGCCUGGCUGGCAGCACGAUCCGUUGUUCAGCCAUUUGUUCCAGAUGCGUCGGAUGGCCGGAGGUCUGGCAUCGGCCGACAAGACUGUCAACUACGGGUUGCUGUUGGGCGCGGUCGAUUCGCUGGACACGGCUGAAGCCACUGUCCUUAAAGCCCUGCUGAUCAAGAUCUCGAAAGCACCUGGAAUAGAGAUGGGAAACCUGGAUGCGUCCAAGCCUCUUCACGCGUUUGGUGUCGAUUCGCUUGUCGCCGUGGAGCUGCGAACGUGGUUGCUAAAGGAAGUCGGGGCCGAGGUGGCUGUUUUCGAUAUUAUGGGCGGAUCUAGCAUCCGACAAUUGGCGACCUUUGUUGCGUCGCGGAGUAGUUUUAUGCAGCUAAAGGAAGUUGAUGAGUGA